AUGUUUACACCAGGUUUGAAGAUACAGUAUUUUCCUCUGCACGGUGGGGAGAGGUUUGACAACAAAUUUUACCUGCGAGGAAAACACCUGACAGAAGAUGACGUCACACGCGGGGAUAUUCCAUAUGGGCUAAAUAAUGAGGAAAAAUCCAAUCAAGGAAGGUUGCUUAGGUACUACCUUGAGAAGCUGACAGGUUACAACGGCACCGAAGAGACACGGGAAAUCUUUCUUCAACUUCAGGUUCCAGAUGGAAGGUUCUUGUACCAGGUUCCAUUCGAUGAAGCUUUUGACAUGGUUGCUUCCCCUGAAGGAAAGGCCUUCAUCAAAGAAACAUUGGUGUACGAGUCAGAUACUGCUUCAGAUACCUCAGUACUUACCGUCUUCGUUAAUAAUCUAGGACAAAACAGUGGAGACUACCAGAUGAUGUACGUCAAGGAACAAGACGCCCUCCCACGUCAACUGGUCAAGACGUUCCUGGAGUCCAACAAGAGAUUUAAACUGAACCUGAACAGACGUCUCAAGUCUUUGGAAGAUGUAGAUUUGGUUUGUGCGAGAAAAGUUGUCCUGGCCACCUCUAAAGCUACCCUACAGCAAAUUGAGUGGGAAGUGCUAAGGUGUUUCAACAACACAGAGAAAAGAAUGAUCAACGCCCUAAAAGCCCUGCGAGAGGUCCCAACGGCCCAGAUCUUCAUGAGCUUCCCCAGACCGUGGUGGUUGCACAACUCCAGCAACCCCACAGCCAUGACAACCACGGACCUGCCCUUCAAGGAAGCGUUGGACUGGGGCCGAUCAGACCACACCGGAAACUACAUCCUCCUUGCAAGCUACGCGGAUGAAUCCAAGGCCAUGAGAAUGGCGUUACUCAACGAGGUGGGCGCCCCUUCAUCAUUUUCAGCCCCGGGCGCCGGCGUUGUUUCUGAAGCUUUAAUCACAGAGCUGCUGAAGGAACUCGCUGACGCUCACGGAAUCGAGCGGGGGGUAAUUCCUGACCCCGUUGACGCCACGGCUCAGUUUUGGACACCGGGUCAAACCGGCGGCGGCCGGGUCGUUUGGAGAGCCGGGUAUAAUUACGAUGACGUCACAGCCAUCCUGCAACGGCCGUCGGGGAACGAUGACGUGUUUGUGGUGGGGGCGGAUUUCUCAGCGGGCUAUAACGAAGGAUUCGCAGAAAGUGCUUUUGAAACUGUGGAGAAAGUGUUUCCUUUUAUUUCAGGAAGUUUUAAAUGA
Messenger RNA from Physella acuta, 1227 nucleotides. RefSeq names its product L-amino-acid oxidase-like. Gene Ontology annotation, molecular function: oxidoreductase activity. The record is from RefSeq and is a predicted model, not a curated record. Lineage: Eukaryota; Metazoa; Mollusca; Gastropoda; Physidae.